UGCCAUUUGCUCUAUGGAAGACAAGAAGGAUUGCCCAAACAAGAGGUCCAGCAUGGUGUGGUCAAAAGACAAAGACCUAAUACUUUUGAAGGAAGUGGCAGCUCUAGGUGUUCUGACACAUAAGCAAAGGUCAAGAGAACGUGGUCUGGGGUGGCAAAGUGUAGCUGAUAAUGUCAGUACUUUGGGUCAGGCAGUCACUUUGAGGGGGGUCAGAGAGCGCUACAGUUUGGCGGCAAAGAAAUAUUGCGCCCAAAUGGCUAAAGAAGAGCGAGCUACAGGGGAAGGUGGUGAAGAAAUGACGGAGUAUGAAAAACUGAUGGAAGAACUAAUCAAUAUUGAGGACGAGACCGAUCGGCAGAUGGAAACAGAGUGUGCAGCAAGAAGUCAGAGGAUCGAGAAUGAACGAGAGCAGGCAUUGGAGAUGAGGGAACGAGCAAUGGAGAGGUUGGGGGAAACAAAGAAAAGGGUUGGAAUGACAAGUGAGAGUGGUCCACCUCAGAGGAGAAGAAGAUCUGGAGACAUGAUGGAGUGGUUGCAGCAGAGGGUGGAAUUGGAAAAAGAAGAGAGAGAGUUAAAGCAGGCAGAAAAACGGGAGCAUGUGGAGAUGCAAAUGAACCAACAUUUGGAACUUUUGCAGGUAGUGCAACAGAGUCAGCAACAGUUCAGCAUGCAAAUGAAGCUAUCUGAGCAACAUCUACAACAGCAAUUACAAAUGAAACAACAACAACAACAACAGCACCAGCAAGAAUUUGGUUUUUUACAACAGCAAAUGUUGGCUUUAAUGCAGCAGCAGCAGCAGCAAACACAAAUGUUGGCAAACAUGCUUAAAAAAUAA
This is a messenger RNA of Dendronephthya gigantea, 835 nucleotides long. Its product is annotated as UPF0746 protein DDB_G0281095-like. NCBI's taxonomy places the organism in Eukaryota, Metazoa, Cnidaria, Anthozoa, Malacalcyonacea, Nephtheidae. The record is from RefSeq and is a predicted model, not a curated record. Bases 14 to 835 code for a protein of 273 amino acids. The transcript is spliced from 2 exons.